ACCUUCAUUUUUCAUACCUUGCGUGUCAUGGAGCUUGCUACCGUUGGUGCUGCUCUUGGAGCCCAUCCAAUACUCGCCAUUAUAGUUACUAGCAUCGUUUACUUCUGGCUGCUGGCUUUCUACCGACUCUUCCUCCACCCCCUCGCCCAUAUUCCAGGCCCGAAGCUUCCAAUAAUCACAUUGUGGUAUGAGUUUUACUACGACGUGAUUUUGGGAGGGAAAACACUAGAAAAAUAUCCGGAAUGGCACAAGAAGUACGGCCCAAUUGUCCGGAUCAACGCAGACGAACUACACUGCAUGGAUCCGGCCUUCGUCGACACCAUCUACGCAAGCGCCAGCGGUGGCAGGAAGAGAGACAAAUCAGACUUCUACCUCCGGGCCUUCCCUAUCUACGAAUCGUGUUUUGGAACUGCAGACCAUGAUUUACACCGCCUGCGUCGUGCAAGUCUUAACCCAUUCUUUUCCAGGACAAACGUCAGGGAAUUCGAGACAAGUAUCAAGCAGUAUAUCAACAAGUCGUUCGAUCAAAUCGAUAGCUACUCCAAAACUGGGGAAGUGUGCAACUUGACUUUAGCAUUCGUAUCGCUCAGUAUCGAUCUCAUCACAUAUGUCGCUUUUGGCUGGGAUCGCGGGUAUGCCAAUCACCGAGAUUUCGAACCUAAUCUGUUUGGACCACUGCGCGCUUCUAUGGGCAUGGCGCACGCUUUACGACAUAUUCCAUUUCUAUACCCUUUGAUGAGCGAGUGGAUCCCCGAGAGUGUGAUGCUCAAACUCGACCCCAAAAUGAGUGAAUGGAUCAUGUUCGAGAAGCAAAUCUUCCAAACCGUCGACGACGUAUUCGACAGCAAGCAAGAAUGGAGCAAACACGAGGGCCACAAAACCAUCUUCAGAGAAAUCCUCGACGGCAAUUUUCCCGCCCAAGAAAAAUCCAGAAACCGACUCAAAGAAGGAGCUCGCGAAGUCAUUGGCGCAGGAGCCCUCACAACUAGCACAGCAAUUACAUAUCUAAGCUACUACCUCCACGCCAACCCCAGCACCUUAGAAAAACUCAACAUAGAACUCGAAACCGCAAUCCCAGACCCAUCAAACCUCCCCCCAUCCACCGAGCUAGAGAAAUUGCCGUACCUAAACGGCUGUUUACAUGAGACCCUCCGUUUCUCAUGCGGCAUCGCAUCCCGCUCUCCACGCGUUCCUCACGAGCAAAUUCUCUACACUUCCUCCACAGCACCGUCGACGUACAAUCCCACCGGCAAACAGUACACUUACACAAUCCCCGCACGCACACCCAUGUCUACAUCGCCGUACCACAUGCAUAAUAACCCGGAUGUCUUCCCGGAGCCGGAGAAGUGGAUGCCGGAGCGCUGGCUCGAUGCAGAUGGCAAGAGACACAAUGAGCUUGACAUUGGGUUUUUGCCGUUUUCGAAAGGCACUAGGGGCUGUGUUGGUAUCAAUUUUGCGUGGAUGGUCAUGCAUAUUGAAGCUGCCAUGUUCAUUAGGCGGUUUGGCCGUCGGAUGAGACUUUAUGAGACUGCGGCUGAUGAGAUGGUUUAUGAUCACGAUUGUUUCGAGGUAGGACACGCAAGCAACAAGGGGAUCCGCGUCCUUGUAGAUUGAUGCAGCGCAAUGACUUGCUUUAUUUCAUCGCUUUCCGUGGGAUGGGUUCAUAAUAUUGCGACAAUGUCAUCGCACGUGCGCAACCUUGGAGUUCUUCGAUGUUGGAAACAGUGAGUGUCUGGUUGAAUAUCUGCGUUUUGAAUGCACAAAUUUCCACGACGCACAGCAUUCCCGUCCUUUGAAAAUGCAACAAACGAUGACACAGAAGCGAAUAUAUUUCACAUAAUAAAAGGAAGAAAGCAUUGAAACAGAGUCCCUUCUCUUCUCACGGUUCACUGCUCCCACCCUAGCCUAAAUUACCACAUCCUUCCUCACCCUCACCCUUACCCUCACUUUCACCCUCUGAAGUUUCCUGUAUUCCGCCUUCUCACCCCUUGGUUUCACCCUCUACGCUUUACAGCACGUCCAGCAACCCUAAACACAAAACUCAAUUAGCCCAGGUCCUUAUAAAUCCAGAACGAAGAAAAAAAAAGAUUAGAAACCACAUACCCCGACCUUUGAAGCUUUGUUUCCCUUCCCACACUUCAUCCCCUUCCGCUUCGCAGCACACAUCUUAGUGCAAGCUUUCUUGCCCCCCUUCUUCCCUCCUUUCUUGCCACCUUUCUUCCCUUUCUUGCCCUUCUUCUUCGAUUUCUU
This is a messenger RNA of Periconia digitata, 2250 nucleotides long. NCBI's taxonomy places the organism in Eukaryota, Fungi, Ascomycota, Dothideomycetes, Pleosporales, Periconiaceae. The record is from the annotation of a GenBank genome assembly.